This is a messenger RNA of Ascoidea rubescens DSM 1968, 2325 nucleotides long. It is a transcript of the gene SRP101, whose product is annotated as Signal recognition particle receptor subunit alpha. Gene Ontology annotation, biological process: SRP-dependent cotranslational protein targeting to membrane. Gene Ontology annotation, cellular component: endoplasmic reticulum membrane. The record is from RefSeq and is a predicted model, not a curated record. The transcript has a single exon. The coding region runs from base 48 to 2105 and encodes 685 amino acids. Lineage: Eukaryota; Fungi; Ascomycota; Saccharomycetes; Ascoideales; Ascoideaceae. Gene Ontology annotation, molecular function: signal recognition particle binding; GTP binding; GTPase activity.
UUCAUCUUCAUCAGUUCCUGCUGCUAUAUUUGCCUGUUUGUUGUAGAAUGCUUUCCAAGAUACUAAUAUUCACUGAUUCAGGCUUCAUCUUGUACAAGUAUGAGCAUCAAAAAGUCCCUGAUUCCAUCAUAAACCACUUUAUCCAGUCCAAUUUGAUUUCCUCGAUCAACAGAUCAAACAUCAACAGCUUCAAAGACAAUGCUCCUGAAAAUGAUGUCCAUGAUAAUCACACCCACAACAAUGAAAGUGUCAAUAAAAGCAACACAGACGGCUCUGACAACAUAGAUGAUGCAAAUUUAAUCGAAACCUAUACUUACAAAUCAUAUAAUUUAAAAUACAUCAAACAGCACUCUAUGUCUUUGAUUUUUUUAAUAGUCUAUCCCAAUAUUAUAUCAAUCAACAUCAAAACAUUGUCAAAUUUUUUUAAAAUCUUGAAAAAUCUCUUUUUAAGUUUAAUCCACCAAAAUUUUAAUAAUGACAAAAUUGAUUUAUAUUAUUUAUUUAAUCUCAAAAAUAAUAAGGAUUUUUUGAGAUUUCAAAACCUUAUUCAACUGAAAAUCAAAGAAUUUAAUAAUUCAUUUGAGAAAAAUCAAUCACCAAUAAAUGAUUCAUUUGAAUCUGAAAAUACUGCCAUUACCACCACCACGACUACUACUAUUACUACUACUACUACUACCACUAAUAAUAUUAAUAAUAAUAAUAAUAGCGAUAAUAACAUUCUAAAGGAUAAAAUUAAUGAAAAAAUCAAUUCUUUAUCCGAAAAAUCUUCUAAAAAGAAAAACAAAAAAAUCUCUACAAAAAAAAAUAGAAUUUGGGGUGAUAAUUAUAAUAUAGAUCGUGAUGAUCCAAUCUCCAAAUCUUUAGAUUUUUCAAAUGAUAAAGAUUCCUCAAUCUCCAAUUCAAACUCAACUUCAAACAUAAACUCAAUUUCACCAAAUUCAAACUCAAACUCAAAUUCAAACUCGAACAUGGACUUGAAUAAUUUAAAUCAAAAUUCGAUUAAAAAUAAUUUCAAAAAUUCCCAAGGCUUUAAAACAUUCAAAGAAAUUAAUGAUGAAAUUGACGAAAUUAUCUCUUCAAAUAUUAAUUCCAACUCUGAUAUUUCUUCAAAAAAUAACAAAUCCUCCUCAUCAUCAGCAUCUGCUUCAACUUAUUUAAAACCCUUCAGUUUCUUACAAAACUAUAUUGGUGGGAAAACAAUAACCAACGCAGAUAUCACUAAAACAAUCGAAUUACUAAAUAAUCAUUUAAUUAAAAAAAAUGUGUCUCCAGAGAUUGCUUCAAAGAUUACUUUAAAUAUUCAAAAAAAUCUACUAGGCUCGAAAACUAGAACUUGGGAAUCUGUUGAAUUAACCGCAAAGAGAUCCUUAGCUGAAGAAUUGCAAAAAAUUUUAACUCCAAAUACUUCAAUUGAUUUAUUACAUGAGAUUCAAUUAAAAUUGAAUUCCAAGCAAAAAAAUCCUUAUGUAAUUUCAAUAGUUGGGGUUAAUGGUGUGGGAAAAUCAACAAACUUAUCAAAAUUGGCAUUUUGGUUACUACAAAAUAAUUUAAGAGUGCUAAUAUGUGCUUGCGAUACAUUUAGAAGUGGUGCAGUUGAGCAAUUAAAAACACAUGUUAAUAACUUGAAAAAUCUUUCAAUUGAUGAAAAAAUUAAAAACCAAAUUGAGUUAUUUGAAGGAGGUUAUGGUGGAUCAGAUUUGGUGGCCAAAAUUGCAAAAAGUGCAAUUAAUUAUGCAAAAGAAAAUCAAUUUGACGUAAUAUUAAUGGAUACAGCUGGCAGAAGACAUAAUGAUGCUAGAUUAAUGGCACCACUACAAAGUUUUGCUAGAGCUGCAAAUCCAGAUAAAAUCAUUAUGGUUGGUGAAGCAUUAGUUGGUACAGAUUCAGUUCAACAAGCAAGAAAUUUCAAUAAAGCAUUUGGAGCAGAUAGAACAUUAGAUUUUUUCAUUAUUAGUAAAUGCGAUACAGUUGGAGAUUUGAUUGGUAGUAUGGUUAAUAUGGUUUAUGCAACAGGCAUUCCAAUUUUAUUUGUAGGAAUUGGACAAACUUAUACUGAUUUAAGAACACUCAGCGUUGAUUGGGCAGUUAGGAUGCUAAUGAGUUAAUGAGUUUAAAAAAAAUCAUUAAUAAUUUUUUUUUUUUUUAUAACUUUCAAAAAUUAGUAUUAAUAGCAAUAAUCGAAUUAUGUAUUUUUUUUGUUAAAAGUAUAAAUAGAUGAGUGAAAUUGGAAAUAAAAUUGGAAAUAAAAUUGGAAAUAAAAUUGGGAAUACAAUUGGGAAUAUGAAUUUUAUAGAUCUAAGAUAAAGUACAUGAACCAGGAAUAUU